Messenger RNA from Hibiscus syriacus, 852 nucleotides. Its product is annotated as G-type lectin S-receptor-like serine/threonine-protein kinase At4g27290. The transcript is spliced from 2 exons. Gene Ontology annotation, biological process: recognition of pollen. The record is from RefSeq and is a predicted model, not a curated record. Lineage: Eukaryota; Viridiplantae; Streptophyta; Magnoliopsida; Malvales; Malvaceae. Bases 1 to 852 code for a protein of 283 amino acids.
AUGGGGUUUAGCAUUGGUUCCGGCAGCAGAAGGUACUCGGGGAUAUGGUGUACAAAUUCGGUCACAUCAGUUCCAUGGGUGACUAAUAGGGAAGUGCCCCUCAACGAUACAUCAGGCGUUGUAGAAGUUACAGACCAGGGGACCCUUGUCUUUCUAGAUGGUAAUCGCAACAUCGUUUGGUCAUCCAAUUCAUCGAGGCUUGUUCGGAAUCCGGUCGUGCGGCUAUUGGACUCGGGAAAUGUUGUUGUGAAAGAUGAGCUAGAUAGUAAUCCACGGAACUUCAUUUGGCAAAGUUUUGAUUAUCCUGGCAAUACAUUCAUUGCAGGGAUGAAGAUUGGGAGAGACUUAAGAACCGGCCUGGAUCAAUACUUAUCGUCUUGGAAAACUGACGAUGAUCCUUCUGUAGGAAAUUUCAUGUAUCGAUUCGAGCUCGGUGAAUUUCCGGAGAUUGUAGUUCGAGAGGGUUCGACUGUUAGAUUCCGGUCCGGACCUUACAAUGGUGUGCGGUUGAGUGGGUUACUUGAGAUGCAAGAAAACCCCAUGUAUACUUACGAUUUUGUAUUUAAUGACAAUGAGGUAUAUCUAACAUUCAUUCCUCGUAAUAACUCAGUUCUUUUAAAGGGAUUGCUAAGUAGUGAGAAUGGAGCUAUAGAACCCUUUACAUGGAUAGAUCCGAAUCGAGGUUGGAUUCGAGAUCUUCUACUUUGUGUAGAUAAAUGUGACAGAUAUGCCUUAUGUGGUGCAAAUGGCAUAUGUGACAACAAUAGGUCUCCUGUGUGUAGUUGCAUGACGGGUUUGUACCCAGAAGCUCAAGCGAAUGGGAAGCAACACCCGGGACGAGAGGUUGUGUGA